Messenger RNA from Ipomoea nil (Japanese morning glory), 1716 nucleotides. RefSeq lists its product as uncharacterized. The transcript has a single exon. The record is from RefSeq and is a predicted model, not a curated record. Lineage: Eukaryota; Viridiplantae; Streptophyta; Magnoliopsida; Solanales; Convolvulaceae. Bases 1 to 1716 code for a protein of 571 amino acids. Gene Ontology annotation, molecular function: RNA-DNA hybrid ribonuclease activity; nucleic acid binding.
AUGUAUAAUCUCCGACUAAACCCGAAGAAAUGUGCCUUCGCGGUGCAAGGCGGGAAGUUCUUAGGAUACAUGGUGACAAAACGAGGCAUCGAGCCCAACCCUGAGAAGGUUCAGGCCAUCAUUGACAUGCAGCCUCCCAGCACCGUCAAAGAUUUACUAUGGUUAACUGGUCGACUGGCUGCCCUCAGUCGCUUCUUGAGCAAGGCGGCAGACAAAACCAUACCAUUCUUUGAGGCCAUGAAGAAGAAGGAAGGCUUUGCAUGGACGACCGAGUGCCAACAAUUGUUCGAAGAACUGAAGCAGUAUCUUUCUACACCUCCAGUGUUGUCCACCCCUCAGGAGGGUGAGCCCUUGUUCUUAUACUUAGCCGCCUCCCCCAAGGCGGUAAGCUCAGUACUAGUUCGGGAAGAAGAGCGUACCCAGCACCCGGUGUAUUACGUCAGCCGCUCCUUAAAGGCCACCGAGACGCGAUACACAGCCUUGGAAAAAAUUGUUUACGCACUAGUAAUCACCGUGUGCAAGUUGGCGCCCUAUUUCCAGGCCCAUACCGUCCGAGUCCUAAUCGAUCAGCCUCUGGGGAGCGUAUUGCGGAGCCCUACAUCGUCAGGUCGACUGGUAAAAUGGGUCAUGGAACUAACCCAGUACGGGAUCGAGUAUCAACCACGACCGUCCAUAAAAGGGCAAGCCUUGGCCGACUUCUUGGUCAAGUGCACAAUAGGGGAAGGCGAGAAAGAGGGCACCAUGGAAGAUAGCUCAGGUGAAUGGUGGGAGCUGCACGCGGAUGGAGCGGCAAGUCGACAACACUGUGGAGGAGGAGUCAUGCUAAUUACUCUAGAGGGCUUCCGGCUUUACUACGCCCUAAGCUAUUUGUUUCCAACAUCCAAUAACGAAGCCGAGUAUGAGGAUGUGUUGGGCGGUCUUCGACUCGCCAAAAUGCUAGGAGUAGAACGAUUGCGAAUCAAAAUUGACUCCCGGUUAGCGGUCGGACAAAUCUCCCGCACCUGCGAAGCUAAGAACGUCCGGAUGGCCCAGUAUAAGGAGAAAGCAAUAGAAAUGCUGACAGAAUUCGGAGCCUAUGAGAUAGAGCACAUCUCUCGGGCGGACAACAUCGAGGCCGACAUAUUAUCAAAAAUUGCCUUAGAAGGAAUACCAGAUCACCUCGUUAAGAUUUGCCAAAAGGAAGAAUUAAGUCGGCCAAGUAUAGAGGAGACGCCGUUGGAGGUCCAACAUGUAACUAUCGAGGAGUGGGAUCAAGAGAAAAACCCCGAGAUGUUCUGGAUAGAAGACGUCCGGCGAUUUAAGGAAACGGGCGAGUUGCCAAAUGACCCAGGAGUCGCCGCAAGGGUUCGACGAAAAACCCCUUCAUUCCAGAUCAUUGACGGGCAAAUGUACAAGCAAUCAUUCGGAGGUCCCCUCUUGAAGUGCCUACUCAGGCCCGAAGCCGAGAAGAUAAUGGAUGAAGCUCACCGAGGAAUCUGCACCGCCCACCAGGGAGCCCACACUCUCGCCCGAAAACUAGUCGUCCAGGGGUACUACUGGCUGACCAUGAUGCGAGAUUGUAUUGAGUGGAUAGCUAAGUGCCGCGUUUGCCAAGCCUUCGCUCGGAAGGAUACUCGGCCGGCGACCUUCUACACAUCGGUCACCACGGCCAUCCCUUUUGCUAAAUGGGAAAUCGACUUGUUGGGACCGUUACCAGUCGCCCUUGGAAGCCUGUAA